Paramecium octaurelia is the source of this 1191-nucleotide messenger RNA. Lineage: Eukaryota; Ciliophora; Oligohymenophorea; Peniculida; Parameciidae. The record is from the annotation of a GenBank genome assembly.
AUGCUUGAUUUUAUUGGCUGUUAUUUGACUUAAAGCAAGACUGGCUUACAAUAUUUUUAUAAUUGUUAAUAGACAUCGAUAGUUAAUGUGGAAAUAAGUAUUAAAGUGAAGCCGCUUACAUUAAUCCAACCCAUUAAUUCAGAUGGUUCUUUAUCUUAAUUAGUUUUGAUAAUUUCAUACACAGAAAAGAUUAAGGUAUUUAACAUAAUCAGUAUUUCUGUUAUAAAUAACUUAGUAUUCUCAAAUUUAUUCUUAAAAGGUUUAUAAAUUUUAAUGUAGCAAGAAAAAACUCCUGAUAGACUAGCUGUAAUUAGACUCUAAGCUGCUCCAAGGUCUUAAAAUGCAACUAAGUUAAUAAUGAAUAAGGUUUUUUUAAAUAAUAAAAUAGUAAAAUAUUAUUUAGAUCCUUAAUCUUUUGUGUUUUAAAUUCCUUCCACUAAGCCUGAAAACGCUUUGUUUACUCCAUUCUUAUUACUUAAAUAUGAAAAAAAGGAAGUUAAAAGUAGAAAAUUACAUAUUAAGGCAACUAAUGCUAAUAAGGAGAUAAUUAUAUUGAGAGUGGUAUCUGUAUUGAAAUUAACCACCUAUAACAGGGAUGCAAAGGUGAAUUCAUAAAAAUUUGAUGAAUAAAUUCUUAUUAAUCCAGAGUAAAUGAAAUAUGUAAAGUAUUUUCUAGCCAAUUUCUAAAAUGAAAAAAUUAAUUUAACCACUCUAAAGAAGAAUUCUGGAUAAUAAUUAUAAAAUAUGGCUGGCCAAUUCUCAUACCUAAUAUAUAGAAGAAAUUAAUAAAACAAAUAUGAAAGUAAAAAAUAAGCAAAUCCUACUGCAAUUACAGAGAGUAGAGUUUAUAAGUUUUACAAAAAGUAACAAUUAAUAGAAUAGUAUUCGAAUUUCCAUUUUGCAGGUAUAAUUGGUACUUCGAAAUCAAAUAUAUUUUGGAAAAGUUAAUCUGUUUACAAAAAUUGCAUUAUUGGGGUAAAUGAGCCGAUUGUAAAUAUUUCAAAAUAGAUUAUUAAGUUUUCUGGGAAUAUUACAUUGUGGUAUUUCAUAAAUGAUAAUUAUUGGAGCAUAUCAAGAAGAUUCCACAGAAUUUCUAAAUUACCAAACAAAAAAGCAAUUACACUUACAAUCAAGAUGAUAUACAUAACAAUUCUACCUAUAAGAGCUGUUUUUUCAAUAAUAAAUUAUUGA